ACGUUCCCGCCGGAUAUCCGGUCACCCUCGUGCGCGCUAAUGUCGGAGCGGCCUUCCCCUCAGCCCCUGGCCCCGAGCCCUGUCUCCCCCCGGCCCGGGGCUGACACCGAACCGGCUCCCGCUGAAUUCCUCAUCAGCGGCGGCACCGGCUACAUCCCGGAGGACGGGCAGAGCGGUCAGCAACUGUUCGGGGCCGGAGAGGGGCUCACCUACAAUGAUUUCCUCAUCCUGCCUGGAUACAUCGAUUUCACCUCUGACGAGGUGGAUCUCACCUCCGCACUUACAAAGAAGAUCACUUUAAAAACCCCACUGGUCUCUUCUCCAAUGGACACAGUAACCGAAUCUAAUAUGGCUAUUGCAAUGGCGCUGAUGGGAGGAAUUGGCUUUAUCCACCACAACUGUACCCCAGAGUUCCAGGCAAACGAAGUCCGCAAAGUGAAGAAAUAUGAGCAGGGAUUCAUCAUUGACCCAGUUGUCCUGAGCCCCUCGGAUAAAGUGCGGGACGUGUUUGAAGCCAAAGCUCGCCAUGGAUUCUGUGGAAUUCCGAUCACAGACAGUGGAAAACUGGGUGGGAGGCUGGUGGGGAUUAUCUCCUCUCGUGACAUUGACUUCCUGACGGAAAAGGAGCACGAUCUUUCCCUGGCUGAGGUAAUGACAAAGAGGGAGGAUCUGGUGGUUGCUCCAGCAGCUGUCACUUUGAAAGAAGCAAACGAGAUCCUGCAGCGGAGUAAGAAAGGGAAGUUGCCCAUCGUUAAUGAUAAUGACGAGUUGGUGGCUCUCAUUGCCCGAACUGACCUGAAGAAGAAUCGUGAUUAUCCACUUGCAUCAAAAGACAGCAAAAAGCAGCUGCUGUGUGGAGCAGCAAUCGGUACUCAUGCAGACGACAGGUACCGGCUCGACCUCCUGGUGCAGGCUGGUGUGGAUGCUGUGGUCCUGGAUUCUUCCCAAGGGAAUUCCAUCUUCCAAAUUGAGAUGAUUAAACACAUCAAAGAGAAGUAUCCGGACCUGCAGGUUAUUGGUGGAAAUGUUGUAACUGCAGCACAGACCAAGAAUCUGAUUGAUGCUGGUGUGGAUGCCCUGAGAGUCGGAAUGGGAAGUGGUUCCAUCUGUAUCACUCAGGAAGCAGCACCCAAGAUUCCUCCAGAUUUUAAAACACUCAGCCCCAAACUCCCAACGACAAUCUCGGGCUCUUUCAUGCUGGCUGUGGGGAGACCUCAGGCCACUGCGGUUUACAAGGUUGCAGAGUAUGCCAGGAGAUUCUCCGUGCCAGUAAUCGCAGACGGCGGGAUUCAGACUGUUGGCCAUAUUGCCAAAGCUUUAGCAUUGGGAGCAUCGACAGUGAUGAUGGGAUCUCUGCUCGCUGCUACUAAUGAAGCCCCUGGUGAGUAUUUCUUCACCGAUGGAGUGAGGUUAAAGAAGUAUCGGGGGAUGGGCUCCUUGGAUGCAAUGGACAAGCACUUGGGGAGUCAAAGCCGCUACUUCAGCGAGUCAGAUAAGAUCAAAGUGGCUCAGGGUGUGUCUGGUGCCGUCCAGGACAAGGGCUCCAUCCACAAGUUUGUUCCAUAUCUGAUUGCUGGGAUCCAACAUGGCUGCCAGGAUAUUGGAGCCAAGAGCCUAACACAGCUCAGAGCGAUGAUGUACUCUGGGGAGCUGAAGUUUGAGAAGAGAACAUUGUGUGCUCAGCUGGAAGGUGGUGUCCAUGGACUGCACUCAUAUGAGAAGAGACUUUUCUAAGUCCUUCUAGAGAAAUUCCAGGAUUCUGUUCCUUGUUAAUCACCUCCAGCCAAAUUUGCAAAAAUCUUUGUUUCAACCUCUCAGUAUUGGAACACCGUGGGAGAGUGGUCUGUGCCUCCGGCAUUCACCCUAUAGCUGUUUGGUUCUGCAUGUCUGAUACCUCUGCUGCGUGUGCAGUUAAUUUUACAAGAUAUGUUUCAUUUUUGUUAAAAAUGAAAUGAGAUUGUUUGGUGUAAUUUAAUCUGCACCUUUAAAUCUUAAAGCGAUGACUGAGUAUGGCACUUAACAGUGAGAAUCUCAGUGACCAUUUCACUGCAUCAGUUUGUGUUUGCUCUCAGAUAGAGGAUGGUGUGUUAACACUGUUUAUUACUUUGACUGGUGCCUUUGCAUCUGUCACUGUGACUUUUGCACUGACUUUCUGAAAUGUUGUGGAACAGAUUGUGAAAAACACAAAGCUCAGACAUGUCUGUGUUGCUGUUUAAGGAGAAAAACCUUUUUUGUGCAGAAUAAUGAAUGGUUCAAAAUGUUUGCAGAGCAUGGUAUUGGUUUCACAGAUUGGAUUAUUGGAUGUGUGAUAACUGAUUCAUUGUCUUACACAGGGUUCUGAUUGUGAUUGAAAGUGCUCAAGUACCUGCUGUUUCAGGCAGAGAACUUUAUACAUAAGCCUGUGAUGACACUGUUACAACUUGUAUUAAAAAAUUUGGUUGAAAGGA
Hemiscyllium ocellatum (epaulette shark) is the source of this 2447-nucleotide messenger RNA. Its product is annotated as inosine-5'-monophosphate dehydrogenase 2. Lineage: Eukaryota; Metazoa; Chordata; Chondrichthyes; Orectolobiformes; Hemiscylliidae. Gene Ontology annotation, cellular component: cytoplasm. Gene Ontology annotation, biological process: GTP biosynthetic process. Bases 40 to 1734 code for a protein of 564 amino acids. The transcript is spliced from 15 exons. The record is from RefSeq and is a predicted model, not a curated record. Gene Ontology annotation, molecular function: IMP dehydrogenase activity.